AUGGGUGGCCGAAACCGCGCCAAUCUCUCUUGUUUGCUCGUCCCGGACAGCGGGAUCGUCAACGGGACGUUUGGCAGUUUCCGCUGGCGUACUGUACAGUCAGUUCAAAAGCGUCGAGAUUUGGUAGUGUGGGAAAAAUGGCUUCAGGUGGAGGAGACUCUAGUGAAAAUAAUCAGGAUAUUCCGCCUAACGAGGACGAAAGAACUGUAUUCCAAGAUACUGAAGGGAUUUUCAGACAUUUUAUGUUCCAACGCUAUCAGGAUGAGACACAAAGAGGAGAAGAACAUGGUGAAAUGGACAGUCCUUCGGCCAGCGCACGUCCAGACGCGCUGGAAGAAUUGCGUUCUUGCAAUGACAUCCAUCCAUUUUCACAGCAUGUACCAGUUAUCGGUAGACGCCUCGGAGAGAUAGGCGAUGAAAUAGAUGCUAAAUACAAAGAUCAAUUCAAGGAUAUGAUAGACUCAUUAAGCCUAACGCCAGCAACGGCCUACGAGACAUUUGCCGCAGUCGCUCGGAGGUUGUUUCGUACAGGUAUAAACUGGGGAAGAGUGGUUGCUCUUCUUUGCUUUGGCUACGAAAUUGCCGUGACUGUCAUACGCAGAGGUUUUAGUGGUAGUUUUCUACGUAGAAUCAUACGAUUUGUGGUGGAUUUUAUCUUCAAAGAGCGGAUCGCUCGCUGGAUUGCUCAGCAUGGAGGAUGGAGAGCUGUGAUGGAUUUUCGCCUGUCAGAACCCAGCUGGUACACAGUUGGUAUUGUGCUUUUGUUAGGAACCAUGGCUGUUUUCUUGGCCACUCGGAAAACAUGAUGUAAUUUCUUAAUAAUAAUGAUAUUAUUUUUAUUUCUAAAAUUAUGCCAAAUAAUUUGUGUCUCUUAAUUUUCACUUAAAAAUCAAUGGUUUAACAUCUGGAAUAGUCUGGUUAUAAGGGAGUCAAGAUUUUCAAACAGUUUUCUAUUUAUGUGAUUUUCAUAUAAAGAAAGGUGGACUUAGAAGUUUCACAAACCUUUGUGGAUGAUUCAGCUGUGAAGAUGGAAGCAAUAAGAAGCAUCCUUCACAGCUGUACAUGUCCUUAGCCACAUUUACUUGUAUUUUAGCAUCCUUAGGGACAUCAAAGUGCAAUUUCAAAAGGAGAGGAUGAAAAUGUAAUUGCCUGCUAAACUUCCUGCUACUAAGAAUAUUGUUUCUUUAUUGAAUGACUUUUUUUCAGUCAGUCUGAAAUCUCAGAAAGUUGUCAACAGAGCAGUGACAAAGCAAUCCAAUCUUGUCAUUGUAGCUGAGACAUGUGUUUCAGUUCCUUUUUACUCAUUGCUUUACUUGCUCCAGAACCUGGAGAUCGAUACUGAUGACAUGGGUGGUGAUUGGUUUUGGGGGCUUAAUAGACUGUUGAAAUGUCAUCCGUUAGCUCAUAAGAUGUGGGAUGAUGAGAAAUCUUUGACUGAAGUUUUUGUAAGUUGCUUCAAGUUGUAAUGUUAUUUGGUUCAUGAAAUACGACUUUUUGGAAAGAUGUUCUGUGAAACUGUUAUCAAUGUUCUUCAAUGUCCUUUGUAUCGAUAAUAAUACUAACUGUGGAGAUAAUAAUUGUGAGAAAAAACUUUGAUCACAGGGAUAGAAAA
Messenger RNA from Pocillopora damicornis (cauliflower coral), 1612 nucleotides. Its product is annotated as bcl-2 homologous antagonist/killer. NCBI's taxonomy places the organism in Eukaryota, Metazoa, Cnidaria, Anthozoa, Scleractinia, Pocilloporidae. The record is from RefSeq and is a predicted model, not a curated record. Gene Ontology annotation, cellular component: mitochondrial outer membrane. Gene Ontology annotation, biological process: release of cytochrome c from mitochondria; extrinsic apoptotic signaling pathway in absence of ligand; regulation of apoptotic process. Gene Ontology annotation, molecular function: porin activity; BH domain binding.